UGACGAAAGACCCCAAACACCAUGUACCGGAAAGUUUGGAUUGCUUGAAGUAAACAUUGGAAUUAAAGCUACAAUUCCGGCACUUUCAGCUCUUUCAGUGCAAAGAAGAUGAACAACAUGUCUCCUGAGGUGGCGCUGCACCGGAUCUCACCUGAGCUGCGUCCGCUGCUCUGCAGCGUGUUGAGAAACGGCCGUGUGGGACUGGACUCCACAAACUGCCUCCGGGUCACAGAUCUCAAAACUGGAUGUACGUCCCUCACUCCCGGACCUUGCUGCGAUCGCUUCAAACUGCACAUUCCCUAUGCUGGAGAAACCCUGAAAUGGGACAUCAUAUUCAACGCACGGUAUCCAGAAUUACCUCCAGAUUUUAUUUUUGGGGAAGAUGCUGAGUUUCUGCCAGAGCCCUCAGAGCUGCCACACCUUGUCGAGUGGGACGCCGGGAACCCAGAAUGUUUGCUCCAGCUGGUGAAGGAGCUGAUCCAGCAGUACCAUCAGUACCAGUGCCAGCGCCUGCGCGAGAGCUCCCGGCUGCUCUUCGAGUACGACAGUCUGCUCGAAGAUCCCAACUACGGACGCAACAUGGAGAUCUACGCUGGGCGUAAGAACAGCUGGACUGGAGAGUUUUCUGCCCGUUUCCUCCUCAAACUCCCGGUGGACUUCAGCAACAUUCCUGUCUAUCUAAUGAAGGACACAACGAUGGACCCAGGAGAGGAUAUGGCCCUUCUCUCAGUGAGCUUUGAGGAUGCUGAGGCCACCCAGGUCUUCCCCAAACUCUACCUAUCCCCCGGCAUCGAACACGCUCUGGGAGACUCCUCGGCUCUUCACAUCCCAGCCUUCCCCAGCGGAGGAUGCCUAAUUGAUUACGUCCCUCAAGUGUGUCAGCUCCUCACCAACAAGGUGCAGUAUGUCAUCCAGGGCUACCACAAGAGGAGGGAGUACAUCGCCGCCUUUCUCAGCCACUUCGGGAUGGGCGUGGUGGAGUACGACGCCGUGGGAUUCACCAAACUCACCCUGCUGCUCAUGUGGAAAGAGUUCUGCUUCCUAGUGCACGUGGACCUCCCGCUGUACUUCCCCAGGGACCAGCCCACCCUCACCUUCCAGUCGGUGUACCACUUCACCAACAGCGGGCAGCUGUACUCUCAGGUGCAGAAGUCGUAUCCGUACAGCCCGCGCUGGGACGGCAACGAGAUGGCGAAGAGAGCCAAGGCAUACUUCAAGAGCUUCAUCCCACAGUUCCAUGAGGGAGCCUUCGCCAACGGGAAGCUCUAGUACUCUCUAGCUAAAUGACAUGCCUGAAGGGUAGCCUGCGGGAGUGUGUCUGUGAGUGAGCGCGUGUGUGUGUGUGUGUGUCACCGUGUACCUGUGCACCAGUAUACCUGCAGACUUCCAUUUGUGAAAUAUACCGACGCCGCAGCCGUACAGUGAGAAUAACAGCGUGUUGAUUGCACAAACACGGUGAAUCCCUCGCCAUCUGACCCUGAGAUGGUCCAGUCAGGACGUUCAGAAGAGAAGCCACGGCUUCUUCAGUUCAGACAUCAGAAAAUAGAAAGAUUGAUCUCAACAAUCAAUCCUUUCAUUCUGUAAAGAACCUCCAAACUGACGGGAUCCUGGUGUGACAGGCUGCACUGUACCGUUUGGCUUUGAACUGGCAGUAAAUACUCUCGACUUGUUUUAUUGUGCCAAUGUUUCUCUGACUUCAAAGAAGUGAACCCGCAAGUCCGGACUCACAGCAACACUCCGCCCUGACGACCUGUGAUGUAAACACACAUUUGUAUACUUGUAAAUCGCCAGGAGCCGGUGGGACAAUGCAAAAUAUUUUUGUUUAUGGUUUGUUUGCCUCCGUCAGGCACAGGAUCGCCGACGUUCAUGCGAUCGGGGACUUUUCCUUCGGUUGUUCGACAUGCUGUGUGUUAUUUCUUUUAUCUACUUGAAGUCUUUUACUGACAUGUUGACAGGACUGGAAGUAACUGACUAAUGUGUUUGGACACGAUUUCUAAUAAAUAAAAAGAAUGUCUUUC
Messenger RNA from Salarias fasciatus (jewelled blenny), 2018 nucleotides. It is a transcript of the gene babam2, whose product is annotated as BRISC and BRCA1 A complex member 2. The transcript is spliced from 12 exons. Gene Ontology annotation, cellular component: BRCA1-A complex; BRISC complex. Gene Ontology annotation, biological process: double-strand break repair. The record is from RefSeq and is a predicted model, not a curated record. Lineage: Eukaryota; Metazoa; Chordata; Actinopteri; Blenniiformes; Blenniidae. Bases 109 to 1269 code for a protein of 386 amino acids.